Messenger RNA from Eruca vesicaria subsp. sativa (arugula), 1260 nucleotides. NCBI's taxonomy places the organism in Eukaryota, Viridiplantae, Streptophyta, Magnoliopsida, Brassicales, Brassicaceae. The record is from the annotation of a GenBank genome assembly.
AUGGGGUCUUCAAACUCAGAAAGGAGAUGGAUCUUCCCUCUAGCUAUGGCUUCCCUCAUGUUCAUAUUCCUCACAGUUGUAUCUUUCAACAUGGGUCUCCUCUCUUCCGUGCGUUCCAUUAACUCACUCAUCUUCUCCUCUAAUCUACCAACCACAAACCAAACAACCAUCACAUUCGCUGAGUCAAAGAUCAAGCAACAUCCUCCUCCAGUACAGUCUACUCCUCCUCGCUUUGGUUAUCUAGUUUCAGGGUCACGAGGUGACUUAGAAAGUCUAUGGAGAGUGUUGAGAGCAUUGUACCAUCCAAGGAACCAAUACGUUGUUCAUCUCGAUCUUGAGUCUCCUGCUGAAGAGAGGCUUGAGUUAGCUAAACGUGUGAGGGAAGAUCCUGUUUUUAGCGACGUUGGGAAUGUUUACAUGAUCACAAAGGCUAAUCUCGUUACAUAUAGAGGACCAACUAUGGUGGCUAAUACGCUUCAUGCAUGUGCUAUUCUCUUGAAGCUGAGUAAAGAUUGGGAUUGGUUUAUAAAUCUCAGUGCCUCUGAUUAUCCUCUAGUGACUCAAGAUGAUCUUAUACAUACAUUCUCUGGACUGGACCGGAACCUCAACUUUAUAGACCACUCUAGCAAACUAGGCUGGAAAGAAGAAAAACGAGCAAAGCCUCUGAUCAUAGACCCGGGACUGUACUCGACAAAGAAGUCAGAUGUCUACUGGGUAACACCUCGUAGAACCAUGCCAACUGCAUUCAAACUAUUCACUGGAUCUGCUUGGAUGGUUUUAUCACGGUCCUUCAUAGAAUAUUGUAUUUGGGGAUGGGACAAUCUUCCACGGACUCUACUAAUGUAUUACUCCAACUUCCUCUCUACACCUGAAGGAUAUUUCCACACUGUGAUAUGCAACGCACCAGAGUAUUCAGACACGGUUGUUAACCACGACUUGCAUUACAUCUCGUGGGAUAAACCUCCAAAACAACAUCCUAGGACUCUCAACAUCAAUGACACGAAGAGGAUGAUUGCAAGUGGAGCUGCGUUUGCACGCAAGUUUAGACACAAUGAUCUUGCUCUAGACAAGAUUGAUAUUGAGCUGCUUGGUAGAGGUAACGGGAACUUCACACCUGGUGGUUGGUGUGCAGGCGAGAAGAAAUGCUCCAGGGUUGGUGAUCCGUCAAGGAUCAAACCGGGUCCUGGAGCGAACCGGUUAGGUGCGCUUGUUAGCAGACUUGUUUGGUCAUCUAAACUGACUCGGAGGCAAUGUAGAUAG